This is a messenger RNA of Meyerozyma guilliermondii ATCC 6260, 1377 nucleotides long. RefSeq names its product translation initiation factor eIF2B subunit gamma (gene GCD1). Lineage: Eukaryota; Fungi; Ascomycota; Pichiomycetes; Serinales; Debaryomycetaceae. Gene Ontology annotation, molecular function: guanyl-nucleotide exchange factor activity; translation initiation factor activity. Gene Ontology annotation, biological process: cytoplasmic translational initiation. Bases 1 to 1377 code for a protein of 458 amino acids. Gene Ontology annotation, cellular component: guanyl-nucleotide exchange factor complex; eukaryotic translation initiation factor 2B complex. The transcript has a single exon. The record is from RefSeq and is a predicted model, not a curated record.
AUGGAGUUCCAGGCAAUAAUUUUGUGUGGCAAGGGCCAUGGCCUAGCACCGUUUACGAAAGUGAGGUCGACGGGCGUGCCCAAGGCUCUUUUACCCGUGGCUAAUAGACCUAUGGUGGAAUAUGUUUUGGAUUGGUGCCAAAAGGCAUUUUUUCCACUGGUGACUCUUGUUUGCAAUGGCGAAGAUAAACUGGAAAUAGCCGCUGCUGUGGACGCGUAUCAGGCCCAGGUGGGCGCUGAUCAAGAAUGGCGGUGUAAAAUUGACGUGGUGGACGUUUCUGUUGAAGGUUCAGGUGACGCAUUGUACCAUAUGUUCCAACAAAAGUUGAUCCACAGGAAAGACUUUGUGGUUUUGCCCUGUGACUUCAUUACAAACUUGCCUCCACAGGUUCUCAUCGAGGCGUACCGCAAUAAGGCCGACACAGACGUCGGAUUGGCUGUUUGUUACCGCAAUCAGUUGGACAUCGAGGACAAAAAAUCUACAAUUUUCCCAAAAAAUUAUACUUUCUACACAGAUCCCAGCCUUGACGAUAAUGCUAAUUCCCAGCUCUUGGACGCUUACUCGGCAGAAGACGUCAACUUUCAUAAAUCUCUUCAGAUACGCACACAAAUGUGCUGGCGGUAUCCGAACUCUCGCAUCAGUACCAGGUUAUUGGACUCAGGAAUCUUUUUCGGGUCCAGUGACGCCAUAACAAGAGUGUUUGAGUCGCACCGCACCAAGUUCAGUGAUCUGUACUUCAAAACCAGAUCCGUAGCCAAAGUUGUACGAGAUUUUGCUCGACGUUCAUGGAAGCACAAGAAACCGCUCGAUACUGUUGGGUUCACAAUUCUCCCCGAGCAAGCGAUGUUUUUCCGCAGCAACCACCCCUCUGUGUUGAUGGAGGCUAACAGACAUUUCAUGAAGGAACGGGCCAGAAAACAAGGCCAAAGUCAUGCCAGUUUUGACAAACAGUCUCGUUCGGCGGUGGGUAUCGAUUCUCUUAUUGGACCUAAUACCACCCUUGGAGAGAAGACCAACGUCAAGAGAACUGUGGUGGGACGAGACUGCAAGGUUGGUGACCGAGUCAGAUUAACAGGAUGUCUUGUGAUGGAUAGUGUGGUUAUAGAAAACGAUGUACAAUUGGAAAAUUGUAUUAUUGGAAAAGGUGCUAUUAUUCGUGGAAAAGUCCGUCUUGUCAAUUGUUAUGUGGAAUGCACCAACGAUGUCGUCGGAGGAACCAAUUCCAAGGGAGAUACCUUGUUAUGUCUUUCACUUGACGGGUUGGACGAAGAUGCGUUGGAGUCAGAUUCCGACUCGGAAUCGGGGUCUAGCGACGAGAGCGAUUACGAAUACGAAGGAGAGUACGACGAUAAUGCCGACGGGUUGUUUGGGUAUUAG